Messenger RNA from Nanorana parkeri, 882 nucleotides. It is a transcript of the gene TMEM86A, whose product is annotated as transmembrane protein 86A. The record is from RefSeq and is a predicted model, not a curated record. The transcript is spliced from 3 exons. Bases 104 to 817 code for a protein of 237 amino acids. Gene Ontology annotation, cellular component: membrane. NCBI's taxonomy places the organism in Eukaryota, Metazoa, Chordata, Amphibia, Anura, Dicroglossidae.
UACAAUAACAGACACAGCCGUGAUCACACCGAUACACUGACCGCUGAUCCGGAGGGAUCCCGGGGCUGGGAUCGACUAGGAGAGGGGAUCCAGCACUGCAGACAUGGUGUCACCCGUCACUGUGGUGAAAUGUGAGGGCCCCAAGCUGGUGCCGUUCUUCAAGGCCACCUGCGUGUAUUUUGUGCUGUGGUUGCCAACGUCCAGCCCGUCCUGGUUCAGCGCCCUGAUCAAGUGUCUCCCCAUCUUCUGCCUCUGGGUGUUCCUCCUGGCCCACGGGGUCAAUUUCCUCGUCAGCCACCAGAGCGCCAAGAGGAUCCUGGCCGGGUUGAUCUUCUCGGCGGUGGGCGAUGCCUUCCUGAUCUGGCAGGAACAGGGUUACUUUGUCCAUGGCUUGCUGAUGUUUGCCAUCACCCACAUCCUUUAUACCUCCGCCUUCGGAAUGAAGCCUCUGGACCUCCGCACCGGAGCAGUGAUUGCCUUCAUAUCAGGCAUCUUAUAUACUCUCUUGUACUUUUACCUCACUGGCCCCUUUGUAUACUUGGUGGCGGUGUACACGGCGCUAAUAGCCUUCAUGGGCUGGCGUGCCGUCGCCGGGGUCCAACUUUGCAAUGAUCUCUGGACAUGGACCAAGCUCUCGGCCUGCAUCGGCGCCAUCCUGUUCAUCGUGUCUGACCUGACCAUUGCCGUCAACAAGUUUUGCUUCCCUGUCCCUUGCUCUCGAGCCAUCAUCAUGGCCACGUAUUACGCCGCGCAGAUGCUGAUCGCUCUGUCGGCGGUCGAGUGCAGGGACGAAGAUGAUUAUCGAAAGAAAAAGUAAAAACAAAAACAAAAAAAGUACUGGACUACGUUGGAAACAUGGGUACCUUUUUCCCAUCGCAAGGG